GGCGUUUUCGGCUUCCAAUUAGGAAUAAUACUGGCUUCGUAGCAACUCCCGAGGAGGAGGACUCUCACACCGCCUCACGCGCCCCAAAGCCCGCAUCCCCAUCCUCCCACGCACCCUCCCCCAGUGUCUGACCCCGGGAGGCGAGGGAGCCCGGGCGCUCCCCGCUGCUCGGCCGGGGGGACGCGGAGGGGCCCGCGCGUUGCCCAGUUGGACCGUAGACAUGAGUGUCAUUAAGAGGCGGGCGCCUCCGCACGCUGGGCCGCCGGCGGGGACUGAAGGGGCCUGAGAGAGUCGCCCGGCUGUCCCGUUCUCCCCAAAAGGCCCGGCGCCGUCUCCACUGCCGAGAACCCGAAGAGCAAACGUCGGGGAUUAUUAUGUCGCUUUUCCAGGGGCCGGGGUUCGCAGCGCGGAACCGGAGGAAAGGCUGGCUCCUCAGGGGUCCUGCUGGCAUCUGACAUCCAGAAACUCCCAGGGUCGCCCAGAUAGCUCCGGAUCGGAUCGGCAGCUUUCCUAUCCUUGCAUCCCGUAUUUUUAAAGAAAAUAUUUUCUGUUCUCUGCGUUGGUCUUUUACCACCACCAAUACACCGAAGCAAAGACUGCAGUCUUUUCAUUCAAUGUCUGCUUUACAUUUUUUGCCCCCUCCACCCCCAAAUGAUCUCUAAUUGAAAGUUUAUUUUGGCUUUGGAUGAAUCUGUGGAGCGUAUGUUGUAAGAAGAAAGGGGGAACGAGACACAAUGAAAGAGAAGUCCAAAAAUGCUGCCCGGACGAGGAGGGAGAAGGAAAACAGUGAAUUCUAUGAACUGGCUAAAUUACUGCCUUUGCCCUCGGCUAUCACCUCGCAGCUGGACAAAGCAUCCAUAAUCAGACUCACCACCAGCUAUCUCAAAAUGAGAGUAGUGUUCCCAGAAGGUCUCGGGGAGGCGUGGGGCCACUCCAGUCGGACCAGCCCCCUGGACAACGUUGGCCGUGAGCUGGGCUCUCAUCUGCUGCAGACCCUGGAUGGUUUUAUCUUUGUGGUGGCCCCAGAUGGGAAGAUCAUGUACAUCUCAGAGACAGCCUCGGUCCACCUGGGUCUUUCUCAGGUAGAGCUGACCGGGAAUAGCAUUUACGAAUACAUCCACCCGGCAGACCACGACGAGAUGACAGCGGUUCUCACGGCCCACCAGCCCUACCACUCUCACUUUGUCCAGGAGUACGAGAUCGAGCGCUCCUUCUUCCUGAGGAUGAAGUGUGUCUUGGCCAAGAGGAACGCGGGCCUCACCUGCGGGGGCUACAAGGUCAUUCAUUGCAGCGGCUACCUGAAGAUCCGCCAGUACAGCUUGGACAUGUCCCCCUUCGAUGGAUGUUACCAGAACGUGGGCCUGGUGGCCGUGGGCCACUCGCUGCCGCCCAGCGCCGUCACGGAGAUCAAGCUGCAUAGCAACAUGUUCAUGUUCCGCGCCAGCCUGGACAUGAAGCUCAUCUUCCUGGACUCCAGAGUGGCGGAGCUGACGGGGUAUGAACCUCAGGACCUGAUUGAGAAGACCCUGUACCACCACGUGCACGGCUGCGACACCUUCCACCUGCGCUGCGCCCACCACCUGCUGCUGGUGAAGGGGCAGGUGACCACCAAGUACUACAGGUUCCUGGCGAAGCAGGGCGGCUGGGUCUGGGUGCAGAGCUAUGCGACCAUCGUGCACAACAGCCGCUCGUCCAGGCCACACUGUAUCGUCAGCGUCAACUAUGUUCUUACGGACACAGAGUACAAAGGGCUGCAACUCUCCCUGGAUCAGAUCUCAGCCUCCAAACCAACCUUCUCCUACGCCAGCAGCUCCACUCCUACCAUGCCUGACAACAGGAAGGGGGCCAAGUCCAGACUCUCCAGUUCAAAGUCAAAGUCCAGGACUUCCCCAUACCCUCAGUAUUCUGGAUUUCACACGGAGAGAUCAGAAUCUGAUCACGACAGCCAGUGGGGCGGAAGUCCCCUGACAGACACGGCCUCCCCGCAGCUCCUGGACCCCACGGACAGACCAGGCUCUCAGCACGACGCGUCCUGCGCCUACAGGCAGUUCUCGGACCGCAGCGCGCUCUGCUACGGAUUCGCGCUGGACCACUCCAGGAUGGUGGAGGAGAGGCACUUCCACACCCAGGCCUGCGAGGGGGGCCGCUGCGAGGCCGGCAGGUACUUCCUGGGGACGCCGCAGGCCGGGAGGGAGCCCUGGUGGGGCUCCCGCGCAGCCCUGCCCCUGACCAAGGCCUCCCCAGAAAGCCGAGAAGCCUAUGAAAACAGCAUGCCGCACAUCGCUUCUGUCCACAGGAUCCACGGGCGAGGUCAUUGGGAUGAAGACAGUGUGGUCAGUUCUCCAGACCCUGGGUCUGCCAGCGAAUCAGGUGACCGUUAUCGCACUGAGCAGUACCAAAGUAGCCCACAUGAACCUAGCAAAAUUGAAACUCUGAUAAGAGCUACCCAGCAAAUGAUUAAAGAAGAAGAGAACAGAUUGCAGCUAAGGAAAGCCCCCCCAGACCAACUGGCUUCCAUUAAUGGAGCUGGGAAAAAACACUCCCUCUGUUUUGCAAACUACCAACAGCCCCCACCGACAGGCGAAGUCUGCCAUGGCUCCACUCUCGCCAACACUUCGCCAUGUGACCACAUCCAGCAGAGGGAGGGAAAGAUGCUGAGCCCCCACGAAAAUGACUAUGACAACAGCCCCACUGCACUGUCUCGGAUAAGCAGUCCCAAUUCAGAUCGCAUUUCAAAAUCCAGUUUGAUCCUAGCUAAAGACUAUCUCCACUCGGAUAUGUCUCCUCACCAGACAGCAGGAGACCACCCUGCCCUCUCUCCAAACUGCUUUGGCUCUCACCGGCAGUAUUUUGAUAAGCAUGCUUACACAUUAACUGGAUAUGCCUUGGAGCACUUAUAUGACAGCGAAACCAUUAGAAACUAUUCCUUGGGCUGUAAUGGCUCACACUUUGAUGUAACUUCCCAUCUAAGGAUGCAGCCAGACCCAGCACAAGGACAUAAGGGAACAUCUGUUAUAAUAACCAAUGGAAGCUGAUGUUUUUCUAAAAUAUUUUGUUCUUUAAGGAUCUCUGAAGCAUAUUUAUAGUUUAAUGCCCCAUGACCAGUAUUUACUAUGCUACACAUCAUUAGAGAGGAUAAUUUAAGUUACUGGGUGUUUGACAUGUGUUCCUUUGAAAUCAAAGAAAACAAGCACUAGCAUUCAAGGUUAAGCACAGAUAAUGGAGCUAAAGUGAGUACACAAAUUUCCCCUCUUAUUAUAUGGGAACAGAAUAGAUACACUUUGAAUUGAAAAACACUUGUGUAGAUUAAGUGAGCAUGUGUACCACAUGAAAGGACUGAUGGAUGACAACAUCAUGCUGGGAUGAUCCAGUGACCCUGAUGCACACAGAGCACUAUCUACAAACUGCAAUGUACACUUACAUGCAGAAAUAUAGACUAUGUACCAUCAAUUCACCCCAAAUGGGUAACUUUCCUUAACCUUAGAACAUUAAUAUUAUUAAAGAAAUGUUUAUUCUCAAGCU
Molecule: messenger RNA, 3522 nt
Organism: Myotis daubentonii (Daubenton's bat)
Lineage: Eukaryota; Metazoa; Chordata; Mammalia; Chiroptera; Vespertilionidae
Gene: SIM1
Product: SIM bHLH transcription factor 1
Biological process (GO): regulation of transcription by RNA polymerase II
Molecular function (GO): DNA-binding transcription factor activity, RNA polymerase II-specific; RNA polymerase II transcription regulatory region sequence-specific DNA binding; protein dimerization activity
Source: RefSeq, a predicted model, not a curated record